This is a messenger RNA of Sciurus carolinensis (gray squirrel), 1629 nucleotides long. It is a transcript of the gene Ift25, whose product is annotated as intraflagellar transport 25. Gene Ontology annotation, biological process: intraciliary transport. The transcript is spliced from 10 exons. Gene Ontology annotation, cellular component: intraciliary transport particle B; cilium; centrosome. The coding region runs from base 581 to 1012 and encodes 143 amino acids. The record is from RefSeq and is a predicted model, not a curated record. Lineage: Eukaryota; Metazoa; Chordata; Mammalia; Rodentia; Sciuridae.
CAGGGGGCGAGGGGCGGGGCCCGUCGCCGGGGCGCGCUGGGCGGGGCGCGGGGAAAUCCCGCGCGGGGCCGUCCGUGCGCCCAGAGCUACCCUGAGGUCCAGGCGAGCGAGUCGGCGGGGUGGAGUAGGCCUGCGCCCGGGGAGGGCCCUACUGCCCCGGCGGACCUUUCCGAGGCCUGAAAUAGUGCUUUAGCCCCCAAAGGGAAAAACGACUACAGCCGAAGUUAAUGAAUCUGCCGAAAUAUUGAUUAUUUUUAUGGUAUUCCAGAUUUUCUCUUCUGUUGACAUUUAUCUUAGUGCAUUUUAUGUUUCUGUAACAAAAUACAUGAAGCUGGAAAAUUUGUAAAGAGAAAACUUUAUUUAGUUCACAGUUCUGGAGGACCAAGAGCAUGCACUGGCAUCUGCCUGGCUCUGACCCCAGCAGCAGUCCAGUCCUUUUUUUCUGAUACUGGGAAUGAUUAAACCCAGGGCUUUGUACGUGCUAGGCAAGCACCCUACCACUGAGCUGCACUCCCAGCCCCAGUUAGUAAUCUGGAGUGAACCUAGGGCCUCAACAGGAUGCUAGGUUUAAUACUUGAAGAUGAGAAAAUUUGAUCUCUGUUUGAGCUCUGAAGGGGCUGAAGUAGUUUUAGCUACAUCAAGCGAUGAAAAACACCCACCUGAAAAUAUCAUUGAUGGGAAUCCAGAAACAUUUUGGACCACCACAGGAAUGUUUCCCCAGGAGUUCAUUAUUUGUUUUCACAAACAUGUAAAAGUUGAAAAGCUUAUAAUCCAGAGUUACUUAGUGCGGACCUUGAAGAUUGAAAAAACCACAUCUAAAGAGCCUGUCAGUUUUGAGCAGUGGAUUGAAAAAGAUUUUGUACAUACAGAGGGGCAGCUUCAAAAUGAAGAAAUUGUGGCUCAUGAUGGCUACUGUACUUACUUGAGAUUCAUAAUUACAUCAGCCUUCGAUCAUUUUACAUCUGUGCAUAGUGUUUCUGCAGAGGGAAUAGUAGUCUCAAAUCAUUCUUAGUAAUUAUAACAAAAUCCUCUUGCAUAAUUUUUAACAAUAUAUUUAUUUAAACAUGAAGUUGUCAUUGAUAUACUUUAUUAAAAGGAUUUGUAUCAAUCUGUUUCAGUUUUUAUUUAUGUUUUUUUCAGUAUUUUGGGCAAAGACAUUCUGGUUUCAUUAGUCAGCAGUGCUGGCCACCAUGGAAGAUAUGAGGAAGUCUUGUUUUCAAUACAUAACUUAAUCAAGGAAAUGAGUAUACAUGGAAAUUUAACUGAUAAUAUAUUGUGCCCCCACAGUAUCUAAUAUAAUACCUGUCAGAUCUCAGUGCAUUAAUUUUUUAAAAUUUAUUGAUUGAUGCAAAGAGCUGAGCAAUGUAGAUAAUAAACAAUGUAAGAGUUUAGAGAAAAGAAAGUACUUAUGGGAAAGUUUGCUUGAGAUCAUGGGACCUGAACUAGGCCUUCUAAAAUAAGUUGUAUAUUUGGUUUUUGGUUUUUGAAAUUUUGUUCUGAUUUGAAAACCUUAUAGAAGAGUUAGGAAACAUAAUCAUAUUUCCGAAAGACAACCAUUAUUCACAUUAUUUUAUAUUUUUUGAUAUUUUGAGGAAACAAGGAAGAAAGUAGGACAGACUGAUUAAAGUA